AUGGCCUUGGGCUUUAUAGGCAAUUUUGAAUUAAUUCCAGAAAAAUGUGUAUUGAAACUUGAAUUGUUUGUUAAUUCAGAAAACUUAAAUAGUAAAGUGCAAUCAGACAAUAAGAAUGAUAAUGGAACCGAUUAUAAAGCAGCUUUUCGAAAAGCCGUACGUUCUAUGUCUGAAAUUGGUAAUGGUUUAUCCUUGAUUGGCGCUUUUUUGACAUUUUUCACAUUAAUAUCUUUCAGUAAAUUACGGAAAAGGAAGAGCAAUUUAAUUAUCUGUAUCUUAUGCAUCAGUGUAGCUGCCGUCAAUAUAUUAAAUUUCGCUGUGCAACGAUCUGCUGAUUAUCCUAUCCCUUGCCUAAUUGUCGCUAUUCUCAGCCAUUUCUUCUUAUUAUCUAAAAUUAUCUGGAUGACUAUUUUAGCUUUCCACUUAUACUUUGAAUUGAUUAAAGUUUAUUCUACUGUCAAUCUCUUAACUACUUCUAAAUUGAUCUUGAUCACUACUGUGAUAGGAUUUGGUAUACCAAUCCUAGUAGUCGGUAUAGCUUAUAUUGCUGAUGGCGACAAAAUCUAUGGCAGGAAUGCCAAUGGAUUCUGUUGGAUGAAUGCCGUCCAUGCUGAUGCACUUUUCAUCUAUCCUAUGCUCGCCUUAGUAGGCGUUAACUUUGUUAUUUUCAUCUUGAUCUUCUACCAAGUUCGUAAAUUAUCCAAAGAUCGAGAUGGCAAUUUUACUCUAUCGCAAAUGAGGGCAUUAAUGGCUUUAGUCACAGCUCUAGGUCUUGCUUGGAUAUUUGUAUUAUUGACUUAUAUCGAAAAACCAGUCUUUCUAAAAAAUAUUGCUGAAGUCCUUUUUGUCGUUUGUACUUCAUUGCAAGGCUUCUUCCUCUAUUACUUUUACUGUGUAUCUAAAGAUGAAGUCAGAGCUUGCUAUAUGAAAUUAUUCGGUUACCAACCACUCAGUCAAACACAGAGCGGUACUUCUACUAAGCCAACGAAUGGUAGUUCACGAAAUUUAACACGUAUAGGAAGGGAUUUAAGGUCUUAUCAUUCAGAGAAAUCUAUUUCACCUAGUGUUUCAACGCAAAAAAUUGCUGAAAAUACGACUUAUAAGACUAAUUUAACAUCCAAUGAUACCACCAAACGAGGUAGUGCAUGUAGUAGUUUAACUGGUUCACAGUUAGAAAAAAUUGAAGAAGAGAAUAUUGCUAAUGCAGAAGAAGCGAAGGAGGUGAAAUCGAGUGCAGAGAAAGCAAUAUCAAGCAAUGAUGGUAAUUCAGGUACGGUUAAUAUCGCUUUUGAAGCUGAAUCAGCUAGCUCAAAAUCCACUAAUGAAGAUGAAAUCACUUUCGAGGGUAAAAAGAAAGAGAAAAGAGUUAGUCUUCAAAUCAAUGGUAAGAUUGAAUUCCCAGAAAAGUCAGUAGAAUUGACUAUUGAAGAAGUCAAGCCAGAAAUUCAAAUUGCAGACGCUAGUAAAGAAUAUGAUAUAACUGCCAAUGAUGAUAGAGUAUAA
This is a messenger RNA of Trichoplax adhaerens, 1503 nucleotides long. RefSeq lists its product as uncharacterized. Gene Ontology annotation, cellular component: membrane. Bases 1 to 1503 code for a protein of 500 amino acids. The transcript has 5 exons. The record is from RefSeq and is a predicted model, not a curated record. Gene Ontology annotation, molecular function: G protein-coupled receptor activity. Gene Ontology annotation, biological process: cell surface receptor signaling pathway; G protein-coupled receptor signaling pathway. NCBI's taxonomy places the organism in Eukaryota, Metazoa, Placozoa, Uniplacotomia, Trichoplacea, Trichoplacidae.